AUGUACAAUGUUCUCUUCAACAUUUUUGUACUACUUAUAACUUCAACAAACUCAGCAGUGUUCACAUGGAGCAGUGGAAGUGGAUAUUUUGACUCUUCAACACAUUGGAGUCCACAAGGAAUACCCGACAGUGGAGAUACAGCAGUGAUAUGUCCAACAACUGCUUCAGAAAUUAUUUUACGGACAUCAACACAAUCAACAAUACUUUUUGGUGGUGAGACUUGUUCUGAAAGUGUAUUGAAGAUUACUUCUAAUGAUGUGACAAUAAACAGUUUACAAGUUUUGAUGAAAGGUUCAGUACUAUUGUCUUCCAAUACUUUAAACACCAGUUUACUCGCAAUCAAUGGCAAAUUUGAGUCUGAAAUAGCUACCUUGAUCAACACCAAUUCAUUAGAAGUCAAACAAAAUGGAGUUGUGAAUGGAAAAAUGAAUUUAAAUGUUACUUCCACUACAUUAAUUACAGGGAGUGUUAAUAUUACAACACUCACUACAAACUCUCUGACUUUAAACUCAAUUACUAUGAACGCAAAAAGUGUGACUUCCAACAAUAUCAAUGGUAUCGGAGUGAUAAACGGAAAGGUCUAUUUAGAUGGAGAAGUCACGUUAAGUAAUACCAUUGAAGUGAAAGGAGAAGUUGAAAUGAAUAACGUGAAUUUGAAAAACUUCUUUUCAAAAGUAUCUGGACUGAUAGCUAUUGAUUCAAGUAUAACAUCACCUCAAAGUAGUGUAAUCAGUGGUGGCGAUAUUUAUUUGGAAAGCAGUACACUUGAAUUAUUUAGUCUUGAAAACAUUCAAAAUUUUGAUGUUAUUGGAAUUUCAAAACUUGUAACGGUGAAGGGAAGUUCAAAUACACAGAUUCGUAUUGCAAGAACAGCAGAACUUUUAAUAGACAAGGGACAAGGGGAGUUUAACACACAGAGUGGAAAAGUCUGUAUAAAAGAGGGAGCUGUAAAUGGCGUUUUUAACAGUGAGUUGACAAUAGAGAAGAAUGUCACGUUGAAUGGAAAUGUUAUUGGAAAUGUUGAGUGUGUCAAUGGUGGAGAAUUUUUGAAAUCAAAUGUCGUUUUUAAUGAGAUAAAGGAAUUCACAUGUAAAGCGACAAUAUCAAUUUUAACGUUUAAACAAGACGUUGAAAUAUUAAAUGGAAAAAUCACAAAUUGCUCUUUGAUUGUUGAAAAGAGUGCGAAUUAUAUUCACAAUAGUGAGAGUACCUUUGUAACUAUUCAUAAUAAUAUAUUUACUAUUGAAGACGUCAAAUCAAAUCUAUAUUAUGAUGGAGUUGCUCUUGUUGUUAAACAGAAUGUGGUUGCAAGCAAAUUGGAACAGAAAAGUGGAGUAUUAAUAGUUAAAGGAAAUGAAAAUAAUUUGAUGGCAUUUGAUGUGGGCGAAAUUUCAAUACAAAAUGCAAAUUUCACAAAUGUGAAAAUGGAAAAAACAAAGAACAUUUUUGUUGAAACCGGGUUUGAUGUUCUUUGCGAAAAUUGUGUUGUUGAUGGAACACAAUUUGAUGGAAGUCCAAAUCGAUUGGAAGGAAGAAAUUCACUUUUUAAAAAUUGCAAAAUAAACUCUGAAAUCCAUUUCAUUGAUUCUAUCGUCGAGGGUUCUACUUGUAAGAACGUGUUUUCUGAAGCAACAAACAAUUUCACGAAUUCAAAGUUUUCCAAAAUUACCGUUAAUGAAAGUUCUGAGUUGUUAUUUAUCGACAGUUUUGUGAUCGUACAGAUGGUAAAUAAUGGUAAAGUUAUAAAUAGAUCACCAACUGUUGCGUUGAUAAACAAUUUAAAUGGGUUGUUCGUUUCUGAAAUAGAUGAAUGUUAUAUCCAAUUUACAAACUAUGGAACAAUGAAUUUUAUUGAAAAAACUCAAAAUAUCAUUUUGAAUGCAAUUUCUUUUAAUUAUGGCAUUAUUAGUGGUUUUGGUAAAUUUACCAUUGAGGCUUAUCAAUUUACGAAUGGUGGUUAUUUAAAAUCUGGAACAAAAUUUAUUGAUUCAGCAGUUACAAUUUACAAGAAUUCGACAUUUGAAGACCAAACAAUCACAUUUGAAAGGUGUUCAUUUACAUUUCCGAAUGGUUCUCCGCUUUUCAACGAAGUGAUAUUAACAGUGUCUGCUGAAUCGCAGACCCCAUUACUUGCCACGGGAUUGCAAUUAAAGAAAUUACAAAACAGGAACAAAGUAUUUAAAUUUUUAACGAAUGAUCUUGAAAUCAGUGAUUCCACUUUAAAUGAACAAAAAUUGGAAUUGGAAGGAAUUCCCGUUGUUAUUCAGAAUUCAGUGAUUCCCACUAUAUCUUUGACCAAUUGUACCGUAUCACUCUCUGCGACUGUUUUUACAACAUUGGAAACAAAUUACUGUGAUAUUUCUGAUGAUAUUUCGACACAACUUUUGAAGUCUCAAAACUCGAAUUUUCAAAAGGUAGAAUCCAAGACCUUAGAGGUUUCCAAUGUCACCAUUGCUUAUUUGGAAGUUUCUGAAAGUACUUCACUUCAUAAUGUAGCUCCUGAUACCGUUUCUGCCCCACUUUACUCGAUUCUCAGUGGAAUCAAUUUACAGAGUGCACUGACAGUCAAUGGAUUUUUUCACUUCAAAAAUUUGAAUUUGGAAUCAAAUGAAGCACACAAAGUUGAGUUGGUAUCAAAUGUUGUGCCUUUUAUAAUAGAAGAUACCACAAUAAUAUCCGUCACACUACCUUCUGUGAUAACAAGAGGAAAUGUAGUGCUCACAGACAUCACAGCAAAUUCGGUGAUAAACAUUGGGAACCUCUCGAUUUCAUCCAAAGAAAAGACGAUGAUAGAAUCCCUUCGAUUGUUAGCAAAUAGUUCAUUAGUGUCACAAAAGCAGUUUGAAAUAUCGCACUUUUAUGUUGGAGUGAAUGUACAAACGGACAUCCAAGAAUUGACAAUUUCAAAGGAAUUGAGUUUUGAUGGAGAUCUGCACUUUUCCACAGUUGUACUGUUGGAGAACUGUGUUAUUACAUGUCCAAAGACAUCUAAAAUAUACACCGAGACGAUUGUUUCCUUCAAAUCGAAUGUAUUUAAAAUCCCUGUGUUUGUGAAGAAGCAUUGUGCUGAGUUGAAUAUCUCAGGAAGUGGUGUGUUAGUGACUGAAGAGAGUUUUAAAGGGAGUUGUAUCGAUUCACAUAUUGAGUAUAUGCAGAACUAUGGAGAAUAUGUCGGAGGUGAUGGUUUACAAAUGGUCGAGAAUUAUGGGAUGUUUGUAUUGCAAGAUGAGACGUUUCAAAGGGCAAUAGACAAUCACGGCAUACUGCAAAUGAACAACGGACGCAUAGAUUCUGAGUCUAGAGUGCAUUUGUUUCCAUAUUCGAUAGUUCGAGGGAAUGGAUACAUAAGAGAAAUGGAUGUGCAAACGGAAGAUACAAGAAAGUCGAUGAAGACUGAUAUAGAACUUAAUUAUGACAACCUUGUUAAUCAUUUAGAAGGGUAUUCACUUGAAAGGACGACACAGAAUUAUAACAAUGGGGGCGAUGAAACGUUGGAUAUAAAAAGUACAAUAAAAGAGGAAGCACUACCAAUACUUGAUAUAGACGGACAGCUGAGAGUGUCAUUGUGUCUCUCUAACAUGUUAAUAGUGAAGAUCAAGAUUUUUGAAGAUUUGAAUGACCUUCUGAUCUUCGACGAAUUUUACGACUAUAUGAUGAACUUUGACAUUACAAUAACAGACUUUGCGAUCUAUGACGCGAAGAACUACACUGUCUUUGAAUUUGGGAGAGGAGACUUUGUACCACGAUUAUCAGUCGAUUUUGUGAAUAUAGAAAAUUACUUAGAAACUCCUUGGAGGUAUGGACAGACAGACAACUCACUGUAUGUUGAGUUUAACGGCUGUGAAUUUGUCUAUAACACAGAGACGAAGAAGUGCAAGGAGUGUGAAGCUGGGGAGAUAUUUAACAAUGUGACGCACUUGUGUGACGGGUGUGAAUUGGGGAUGAUAUACACCACUGCUGGAAUAUGUAUACCAUGUCCCGAGGGGACAUAUUCAAGUAACAAUUUGUGUGUGAAAUGUCCAGCUGACGAAGUUUCUCCAGUUCAAAGUUCGUUCUGUACCAAAUGUGAGGAUGGGUCGUUACCGAAUGAGAACAACUCGAAGUGUGAGUAUUGUCCUGUGGGUACACGACUUGAAAAGAACUCUGAGUUCACAAAGUGUUUACCAUGUUCAGCAGGUACAUAUCGAGAUGAGAAUUUGAUCACAAUGAAUGACUGCACAGAGUGUCCUAUAGGAACAUAUUCUUCACAUAAUGGUGCGUUUGAAUGUAGCAAAUGUCCACUUGGAUUUUAUAGUGAUGCUGUUGGAAGUAAAACGUGUAAAAAGUGUGAAGACGGGUAUUACACAAUUAACACAGGAAGUGUAACAUGUGAAAGAUGCGAAGAUGGACAUUAUUCGUCACCGAAUGGGGGAGAGUGCUUGACUUGUCCCUCUGGCUUUGAGAGAGGCGAGUUUGGGUGCAUCUGGUGUAAAGCUGGGUUCUAUAAGGGAGGGGAUGGAAUUAAGUGUGUAGAGUGUCCAGAAGGGUUUUACCAAGAGAAACAAGGAAUGGCUUAUUGUAAUGAAUGUGAUGGGAAGAAACAAGUUAAUUUGAAUAAAACGAAGUGUGAGAAUCGUCCUAGUGAACCGGAUACAGUGGCUAUGACGAUUACAUACUCGUUGUUUCCUUUAAUUGUUGCGUUGUGUUGUGGACUUGGAUGUGGAGCGGCUUGGAUGGAUGACAGAAAAGAAAGAAAGAAGAAAAAGAUGAUGGCGAUAGCGGAGGUACAAAAGGAAGAAGAACACAAGUUGAUUGAAAGCGAAGAACAUGAGGAAGAACAAAAUAUUCAAGAAGAGAAAAAAAAUGAAGAAAUUAAAAAGAAGAUGGAAGAGAAAAAUGUUAAUAUGAAUGAAAAGGAAAAUGGCAUUACAAAAGAAGAAAUAGAAAUGGAGGAAAUCGAACAGGAAGAAUCAUUUGAUAUCGAAGAUAUUGAACAAAUGAUAGAAAGUAUUAAAAACAAACCACAAAAGAACGAAGAAGAUAGAAAAGAAGAGGAUGUUAAAGAAAGUAGUCAAAACGACAUGCAAAAUAUAAACAAUGAACUAAAGGAACAAGUGCAUUAA
Molecule: messenger RNA, 5103 nt
Organism: Entamoeba invadens IP1
Lineage: Eukaryota; Evosea; Mastigamoebida; Endamoebidae
Exons: 1
Coding region: 1-5103 (1700 amino acids)
Source: RefSeq, a predicted model, not a curated record